Messenger RNA from Sesamum indicum (sesame), 1504 nucleotides. The record is from RefSeq and is a predicted model, not a curated record. NCBI's taxonomy places the organism in Eukaryota, Viridiplantae, Streptophyta, Magnoliopsida, Lamiales, Pedaliaceae.
UGGGGAAUAGUCUGAAUUAAACGCAUUUCCUUUUCUUCACAGGAAGUUUGUUGUGUCCCUGUCCAAUCGGAAAACCGCUCGUCGAACUCAUACGAUGUCGCGUUGCGUCUUCUGACACUAUCUAAUACCUAUUGCCGGGAAACACAUAGCGUUGGUCGAAUUGGAGCUCCGAAUUUCGAUCCGGGCCGUUCAAAUUGGCAUGGGAACGAGGACUUUGCUGAUUGUGGGAGUUUUCAUAUCUUUGUUUGCGUUUUCUUCUUGCAGAGAAUUGAACGUGAAGGUGAAGAACAAGCACAAACAGCAACAUCAGUUUGCUUCUUACAAUCACACGCUUGCGAGAAUUUUGGUGCAAUAUGCCUCAGCUGUAUAUAUAUCUGACUUGACUGAGUUGUUUACUUGGACCUGCUCAAGAUGUGGGGGUCUAACUGAGGGUUUUGAAAUUAUAGAGCUGAUUGUCGAUGUGCAACACUGCCUACAGGCAUUUGUGGGGGUAGCAGCAGAUCUUAAUGCCAUUGUGAUUGCAUUCAGAGGAACUCAAGAAACCAGUAUACAGAACUGGGUGGAAGAUUUGUACUGGAAGCAGCUUGAUUCUGAUUACCCUGGAGUUGAUGAUGCAAAGGUGCAUCAUGGUUUUUAUUCUGCUUACCACAACACAUCAUUGAAACCUGGAAUUCUAAAUGCUGUUCAAGAAGCAAAGGAGUUAUAUGGAGACAUUCAGAUUAUGGUAACUGGGCACUCGAUGGGAGGCGCAAUGGCUGCUUUUUGUGGGCUUGAUCUCCGUCUCAGCCUUGGGGAGCAGAAUGUUCAGGUUUUGACUUUUGGACAACCAAGGAUUGGCAACGCUGCUUUUGCUUCCUACUACAGCCAAGUGGUGCCAAAUACCAUUCGGGUCACAAAUGGACAUGAUGUUGUACCUCAUUUGCCCCCUUACUACUAUUAUUUUCCUCAGAAGACAUAUCAUCACUUCCCUAGAGAGGUCUGGCUUUACAAUAUUGGAUUUGGAAGUUUGAUUUAUACAGUUGAGAAGGUUUGUGAUGGUUCAGGUGAAGAUCCCACUUGUAGCAGAUCUGUGAGCGGGAACAGUAUCUCCGAUCACUUGACAUACUAUGGUGUCCAUAUGGGAUGUGAUGCAUCAAGUGGAUGCAAAAUCAUAAUGGAUCCUCGCGUUGUUGGUUAUGGGAAAACUGAUCAAGAGGGCAACUUAAUCUUAUCCAGGGAUCCCUCAAGGUCUAUUUUGAAACUUAAAACCGAUGAAAGCAGCUCUUCGUAAUGUUAAUCUGGAGAAACUGCGCCAAGUUUUGGAGAAAAAUGAAGAGAAAACUGAGCAGAUGAGCAAAUUUGGCUUGGAUGCUUUGCCUCAAGAUGGCCUUGUUUGGGAAGAGCAUGUGUAUAUAUGAUUUGUGAAUAUCUAUGUAGACUGUCUGUAUUUAAUUGGAAUUCAUGUGUAUAUAUGAUUUGUGAAUAACUGUACCUGGUGUAAUGUAAAUAGAUUUAUUGUUCUUUA